This is a messenger RNA of Acaulospora morrowiae, 2256 nucleotides long. NCBI's taxonomy places the organism in Eukaryota, Fungi, Glomeromycota, Glomeromycetes, Diversisporales, Acaulosporaceae. The record is from the annotation of a GenBank genome assembly.
AUGAUAGCUACUAAGAUACUUAAGCAACGAGAGUCACUACCUGUUUUUUCUUAUAGGCAAGAAAUCAUCGAUGCCAUAAAGAAAGAAAAUUUACUUGUUAUAAUUGGUGAAACUGGUUCCGGUAAAACGACACAGAUCCCUCAAUAUAUUUUAGAAGGUUUUGAGAAUUGUAGGUUAAUCGGAGUCACUCAACCAAGACGUAUAGCUGCUAUAACAGUUGCAACCCGAGUGUCGGAAGAACACGGUACUAGAUUAGGUGAGGAUGUGGGUUAUAGCAUAAGAUUUGAUGAUUGCACUUCAUCAAAAACUCGGUUAAGGUAUAUGACCGAUGGUGUUUUAUUGCGGGAGGCGACACUCGAUACGCAACUUGAACAGUAUGAUAUAAUUAUUGUCGAUGAAGCCCACGAAAGAACUGUGGAAACGGAUGUAUUGUUUGGAUUAUUGAAGGCAACACAUCGUCUACGACCAGAAUUAAAAAUCCUAAUAAUGUCGGCGACUCUAAACGUUGAGAAAUUUUCGGAUUUUUUUAACGGCUGUCCCAUAUUUUUUAUACCCGGGAGAACUUUUAACGUUAAUAUCAAUCAUCACCGUGACGCAAAAAUUUCUAGUUUGAAAUCGACAUACGUACAACGUGCAGUUGAAACUGCAUUAUAUGUUCACACACAAGAAUCACCUGGCGAUGUAUUGGUAUUUCUGACUGGACAGAAUGAAAUUGAUAAAGCUUGUAGGGAUCUUAUAGCUCGUGAAAAAGAUUUAGAUUAUAGAACUGAUGUGAAGUAUGCUGAUGAGGUUCGAGGGAUGGUAGUUUAUCCAAUAUACUCCACCUUGGAAACUAUGGAACAAAAGGCUAUUUUUGAUGAUCCACCUCGAUAUACAAGGAAAAUCGUCUUUGCUACCAAUAUUGCACAGACAUCUGUCACUAUACCCGGAAUUAAGUAUGUGGUUGACUCUGGCUUUGUAAAGCAGAAAUCAUAUGAUCCAACUACUGGGAUGGAUGCUCUUUUAGUUGUUCCGAUAUCGCAGGCAGCAGCGACACAGAGAGCUGGGCGUGCAGGGAGAACAGCACCUGGUAAGGCAUUUAGACUUUAUAGCCGCGAAUCAUUUGAGAAAUUGGACGAAGAAACUGUGCCUGAAAUUCAACGAAGCAGCCUUUUGAGUACGGUACUAAGUCUAAAGAAGAUGGAGAUCAAAGACAUUCUCAAUUUUGAAUUUAUAGAUCCUCCAGAUCCAUUAUUAGUAAAGAAUGCUUUGAGACAAUUAUUCUUAUUGGGGGCUAUUGAUAAUGAAGGAAAACUUACUUCAUUGGGUGAUGAAAUGUCAAUUUUCCCAUUGAGUCCAUUCCUGUCGAGAGCAUUAAUUGCAAGCGCUAGACAAUUUGGGUGUAGUAAAGAAGUUAUGACAAUUGUAUCAUUACUUUCUGUGGAGGAAGUUUUUAUUUCACCACGGACCGAAAAAAAACAAACCGAAGCUGAUGAGCGACGUAAAGAAUUCUACCACCCAUCUGGAGAUCAUCUGACACUGCUCAACCUAUUUGAAGCGUAUCAAGAUAAUGGACACAGUCGAGAAUGGUGCAGAGAUCGAUAUUUGAAUCAUCGAACCCUGUCAACGGCAAAGAACAUACGAGAUCAACUGAGAGAGUUAAUGAUAAAACACAACAUUCCAUUGAUUUCUUGCCGAAAAAAAAAUUCUCAUAAUGAUGAGAGAGAAAAAAAGAAGAGAAAGCUCAAUUAUUUAGAUGCAAAAUAUGAUUCAAUUAAAAUAUUGGAAUCAUUUUCGACCGCAUAUUACAUAAAUAUAGCAAAAAGACAUUCGCAUCGUCCAGUAUUUUAUCAUUAUGCAUCAGCGCGGUCACCUGGGAAUGAAUAUGUAGAUGCUAAUUCGUCCCUACUGGCAUUGCAUAUUUCACCUGUGUCAGCAUUGUUCCCCGAAAAUAGGGUGGUCAAAAUGGAUGAUCUAGAUUGGGUAAUGUACCAUAAUAUGUUAUAUACUAAUAAGGCUUUGAUGAAGGUUGUUAGUAGAGUAAAUUUGGAAUGGGUAGAAGAAAAGUUAAAAUUGUUUAAGGAACUUGAGAAUGCCAGACUGGAUGGGUCAAGUGUGGCGAAAGAGAGUGAAGAUAAAAUCGUGGAAAAUGAUAGUGAAAAAAAUGAUGCAAAGAAUAAGGAAGUUAUAGAAGAAAAUGAAAGAAAAAAUCAAAGAUUGGAAGCCAUUGAAGCUGCCCGACAGAGAGCUUUGAACAGGAGAACAGUUAAUGAAUAG